Molecule: messenger RNA, 2953 nt
Organism: Lacerta agilis (Sand lizard)
Lineage: Eukaryota; Metazoa; Chordata; Lepidosauria; Squamata; Lacertidae
Gene: PATZ1
Product: POZ/BTB and AT hook containing zinc finger 1
Biological process (GO): regulation of immune system process; negative regulation of transcription by RNA polymerase II; regulation of cytokine production
Molecular function (GO): protein binding
Source: RefSeq, a predicted model, not a curated record
AUGGAAGAGGGCUCGGAUCUGGAAACUGGGGUGAAAGUGCAAGAGGAAGUACAGCCGCUGCCAUCUUUCCUCCGCUCCAAACACACACACACACCGAGGGAGGGGACGGGCGGGCGGACGGAGCGUGCCGGCAGCCCCCGAAAACUUCCCACCGACGGAGGCCAAGAGAAAAAGACCGCUUCCUCGUCGUCCAGCACCACCGGCAGCAUCAACAGCAGCUUCCUCGGCGGCGAGCCUCCAAGCAGCAGCCCCGAUGGAGCGGGUGAACGAGGCGGCCGCAGCAGCUGCCGCCGCCGCCGCCGCUGCAGCCGCCGCCAGUGGCAACGCGUGCGGCCCUCCCCACCGGGCUGCUACACGUAUCAGGUGAGCCGGCACAGCGCCGACCUUCUGCACAACCUGAACCAGCAGCGCAAGAACGGCGGGCGCUUCUGCGACGUGCUUCUCCGCGUCGGCGACGAGAGCUUCCCCGCGCACCGCGCCGUCCUGGCUGCCUGCAGCGAGUACUUCGAGUCGGUCUUCAGCGCGCAGGGACUGAGUGGAGGCGUUGCGGACGGGGGCGCAGCUGAGGCGACCGGCGCUGGAGGGGGCGGUCCCGGGGGCGGGGGCGGCCCCGGCGGGGUGGCCCGGGAGCUGGAGAUGCACACCAUCAGCUCCAAGGUCUUCGGAGACAUCCUGGACUUUGCCUACACCUCGCGUAUUGUGGUGCGCCUAGAGAGCUUCCCGGAGCUCAUGACAGCCGCCAAGUUCCUUCUCAUGCGCUCUGUCAUCGAUAUCUGCCAGGAGGUUAUCAAGCAGUCCAACGUCCAGAUUCUGGUCCCGCCGGCCAGCCGCCCAGACAUCAUGCUGUUCCGUCCUGGCGCAGGCACCUCCGACCUGGGCUUUCCCCUUGACAUGACCAACGGCACUGGGCUGGCCCCCAAUGGCAAUGGGAUCGCCGGCAUGCCCGAGGAUGAAGCUACCCGGGCUGCCCUCUCCGCCGCAGCCCAGUCUUCCUUGCCCGUCUCAGGGGUGGACCGUCUUCCCAUGGUGGCCGGGCCUCUCUCGCCACCCCUCCUGGCUUCGCCCUUCCAAAACGUUGGCACCGGCGCCCCCUCUCUGAGCAGCAAGCGGGGUCGGGGGCGUCCCCGCAAGGCCAACCUGCUGGAUUCCAUGAUGUUCAGUGCCCCGGGGGGUCUGAGGGACGCUGGCAUCCUGCCCUGUGGCCUGUGCGGGAAAGUCUUCACAGAUGCCAACCGCCUCCGCCAGCACGAAGCCCAGCAUGGCGUCACCAGCUUGCAGCUGGGCUACAUCGACCUCCCACCCCCCAGGCUGGGCGAGAAUGGGAUCCCCGGGCUGGAUGACACUGCCGCCCCCCGCAAGCGGAGCCGGACAAGGAAGCAGGUGGCUUGCGAGAUCUGCGGGAAGAUCUUCCGGGACGUUUACCACCUGAAUCGGCACAAGCUCUCACAUUCUGGCGAGAAGCCCUACUCGUGCCCUGUGUGCGGGCUGCGGUUCAAGAGGAAGGACCGGAUGUCCUAUCACGUCCGGUCCCACGAUGGGUCGGUGGGGAAGCCUUACAUUUGCCAGAGCUGCGGAAAAGGUUUCUCUAGGCCUGACCAUCUGAACGGGCACAUCAAACAAGUGCACACGUCAGAGAGACCUCACAAAUGUCAGACCUGCAACGCCUCUUUUGCCACCCGGGACCGGCUGCGCUCGCACCUGGCGUGCCACGAAGACAAAGUCCCAUGCCAGGUCUGCGGGAAGUACCUGCGGGCAGCAUACAUGGCCGACCACCUGAAGAAGCACAGCGAAGGACCAAGCAACUUCUGUACCAUCUGCAACAGAGGUUUCUCCUCUGCCUCCUACUUAAAGGUCCAUGUUAAAACCCACCACGGUGUUCCCCUUCCCCAGGUCUCCAGACACCCGGAGCCCAUCCCGAAUGGGGGAGCAGCGUUCCACAGCGUCAGGACCUAUGGCAUCAAAGAAGGCCAGAAAUGCUCACCUUUGGAUCAGAUUGAGAGCUCGGAUUCCUACGGAGACCUCUCGGACGCCAGCGACCUCAAGACCCCCGAGAAACAGAAUGCCAACGGCUCCUUCUCCUCCUGCGACAUGGUGGUCGCCAAGAAUAAAUUGGAGUCGGAGGGGGAUAAGAAGUACCCUUGCCCCGAAUGUGGCAGCUUUUUCAGAUCCAAGUCCUAUCUUAACAAACACAUACAGAAAGUCCAUGUCCGCUCCCUGGCCCCCUUAGGGGACUUGGGCCCUGCCCUGGGCUCCCCCUUUUCCCCACAACAGAACAUGUCUCUCCUGGAAUCGUUCGGGUUUCAGAUUGUCCAGUCCGCCUUUGCCUCCUCCUUGGUGGAUCCAGAGGUCGACCCACAGCAAAUGGGGCCGGAUGGAAAAUGAAGCCGGCUCCCACCUUGACAUAGCGGCUGUCUGCUUUGGGUGUCUUUAAGAUGGCUGAGGGCAAUGUGGGGGGCUGACACACAAAAAGAAAAUCCAAGUUUUGUAGUGGGGAGAUUUUUCUGUUUGAACUCCUUUUAGGUCCUCCCUUCCCUUCUCCCCGAAAUCUUCCCCGGGGGGCAGAGAGUGUGUGCGUGUGUUGGGGGGCCAGCUGCAGGGUUAUCACCUGCACGGCAACGAAUGGAGGGGCAGCCUUUGGGGGCUGUGCCCCAUGGCAGGGCAAAACGGCGCCAAGCACCCAGAAGGUCUGUGGGCGACCCCAGCUUGGAACCCCGCGGAUGAAAACUAAACACCCCAAAGGCUGGUUGGGGGAAUGUUAAGAAACCCUAGUUGAUCUGGCAGAGAAUUAGAUGUGUGUCUCUCCUGUCCUUUUAUUUGGUCCUUCAUCCUUCUCUGCCUCAUGACCCUUUCCUAAGAUUUGCAUUGUUAGCAUCGUCUGCUCAUAAAAGCACAUACCCUGUGAGGUAUCUAGUAGGUAGAGGUACCAUUGUUCUUUAGGAAGGAAGGAAGAAGG